CCACCCACAGACAGCACCUCAGAAGCUGAUCUACAAGUAGCGAUCCCUAGUGGUCAAAGAGAGAGGUUCUUCAAAUUCUCUUCAAAAUAGCUGAGAAGGACACCUACCCUAACCAUGGAGGAGUGUCUUACUGAUUUGGACAAAGGGGCUCAAUUAACUAGCCUAGUUGAAACACCCCAACCAGUCAGUCCAGGAGAGAUUCUGCACACAGCCAACAUUGACCAGUAUGCAGAGGCUGAAACCCAAGCCUCAACACAGCCCAAAACGUCCCAGGGUCAAUACGAUCUUAGACAAUGCAGAAAGCUCACAGAAGCCAUGCACUCACAUCUGAUGGAGAAAUGGCACACCAUCCACAGGCGCCAUGAAAGAAGCUGGGAGAGAUUAUACAAACUCUACCACGAACAGAAGGAGGAACUCUCCCCAGAAUGGGCACACGCAGUGGAAGGAGAUAAGGAAGACGCCUAUGUGCAAUGGAUGGACUCUGAACAGCAACUCAAGGACGUUCAAGAACAAUUAAGAGACCCAAGUGUCGACAGCGAGAUGCAAAGCCUCCAGCUAUUAAACCAGGAACGCAAGAAGUUUCUAGAAAGCUCACAGGGUUCCCCACAGCCCGAGCCUCACCACAGAGGCAGUCCGGUUGACAGAGCCGAGUCCGAAGUUUCAUGCCUUUCACAUGCACCAUCCCAACGAUCGCACGCAGAUCCAUCUCAGGUUUCUGGAAAGGCCUCAUCCUUCCGCCACAUGUCCAGGGCACACUCUAGCGUGUCCCAACAAUCACAUGUCACAGACGCCUCCCGCCUUUCGAAGGCAUCCUCCCGUCGCAGCCGAACAUCCAGAAUUUCACAAGAAGAGCAAAUAAUUUUAGAUGCUAAAGCCGCUGAAGCUGUCUUUCGUGUGGCACAAGAGGUGAGGCAGAAAAAGAAGGAGUUGUCGGCCAUAGAACUUGAGGAAGCCAAAAUAGUAGCCAAAAGAAAGGAUGCCCAAAACGAACUUGAACUUACUCAAUGCCAAAGAAUUAUGGCAGACAAAAUGGCUAGAGCGGAAGGCCUUCAGAAAAUACUCCAGUACACCACUUUCUUGCCAGACAGACAACAACUGGAAAACGAAGAGCGUCGUAGCCGCGUACAGACCUAUGUGGACAACCAAAGCACAUUCCAGAAUGCACAGAUGAGAGCACCACAGCCAGCCACAAGCCCCCCAAGACCGAGUAGACGAACAGAGGAAUCUCAACGACCUGAUUCGCUGGUCAACUGCAGAGUUGAUGUCACGACACCUAGGUCACGAGAUCCUCCCGCCGUUGUUGCCACAUCAAACCUGAUGGGAUUACCACCAAUGGCAAUGACUGCACAGCGGGGAGGGCCACAAGAUCUUCCCACCGUUAUUACCCCACAGAACCCACCAAACCAUACCACUAAUGGCAAUCGGAUGGAUCCACUUAUAGCGCCAACAGCCCUACAGCAGCACCAGCCGUCGCUCAGGGAACAGAUUGAAAGAGUUAGAGCCACGCUAGAGUCACUAGAGUCCCUGCUGCACCAACAGGAGGAAGCGCCCCAAGGAACUGCCACCACUCCUGACCACAGAAGACAGCCUCGAGCAUCAGCUCUGACAGCCUACCAGGAAGCUAGCUACACUCUAUCAGAAACACAGACCUUCCAACACAUGAGCAAGCAAGAGCCUGGGCUCCCUCAGCUCAAUGCCAGAGCAGCAGAGUUCAGACCAAGCCAACAAGGUCCCUUGCACGUGACAUUGCAAAAUACACCCAGCCACCAUUACGCCGAAGGAAGUUACCAGCCAAACAUGGCACACGCCCCCACUCCUGGAAGCGAGGUACCAUCGCCACCCGGUUACACCCCUAUGAGACUUUACAGAAGCAAACUAGAUCUGGCAUCCAAGGGUGUACACAAAUUCCCCGAUAAACCGGGAAAGGACUACGUAUUGUGGAAGCUCACGUUCCAAACCGCCAUCCAAGAUGAAGCUAUAACAUCGAGCGAAACGCUCGGACAUAUGAAAACAUGGCUGGGACCGGCUUCCACGCGAUUAGUAGAGAACACUCAACUAGCUCACCUGGGCAACCCAGCUACCGCCCUUCACAAAGCUUGGGAAAGGCUCGACGAGCGGUAUGGCGGGCAUGAACUGACAGAAAAGUCGCUCUUGGAUUGCAUUUACACCUUCCCUAACAUCAAUAUUGACGAUCACACCCAGAUCCAUGAUAACUGUCAAGAGAAAACACCACUUCCUACUUCUUUUGCCAUCCAGGGGUUGACCAGAGAAAUGGCAUUUGGUAUAAUGUCAGACACCUGACACUUCUACUGUUAAAAAGCAAAUGGCCCUGAUUAUCAAGAGGCCAGGGGCUAAAGGGCAGGCAUGCUUGCAGCAUUGUCAGGAGUCCAACAGCAAUAGAAAAAAUCCUUCACCUCAAUGUACUUCAGAAUGAUUUAC
Molecule: messenger RNA, 2439 nt
Organism: Crotalus tigris (Tiger rattlesnake)
Lineage: Eukaryota; Metazoa; Chordata; Lepidosauria; Squamata; Viperidae
Exons: 2
Coding region: 115-2301 (728 amino acids)
Source: RefSeq, a predicted model, not a curated record